GUUUUUUUUUUUCCGUGGACCAAGAUAUGACGCAUGCGUAUCAUAAAUUAACAGACUGAUUGAAUUAAAGUGAUAUAAAAUAUUCUCCACAAAAAUUCUUAGAAGUAUUAUUAAAAAAAAUAACAAAAAAAAAAAGGAGCAAUACUGGAUUAAUUACUCAAAUUAAACAGAUUAAAAUUAAAUCAUCAACAUGACUAAUGUGAUAAAAUUAAUAGCUCCUUUAUUUAUAAUUGUUUGUAUGUUUUUGGCAACUUGGAUUUAUUUCAAGAAUCCACCUCAAGAAAAAUCUGGAUAUAAAAAAUAUUUUUGUGAUUUUAAAUCAAUAUUUAUGGACAAAAAUGUUUGUUAUGGUGUGAAUGAUGCAUCAGUUAAAUUAAAUAGUAAAAUAAAAGUACUUCCAAAGGAUAUAUUCAAAGGAAUGAAUAAUCUUGAAACAUUGGAAUUACAAUCAACUGGAUUAAUGAGUAUUGAUGAAUCUAUAUUUAAUAAUUUGUCAAAUUUAAAAAAACUCAAUAUCCAUAAUAGUAGUUUAGUUUAUAUACCAUCACAAUUAUUUAAUGGACUUGAAAAACUUGAAAGUUUAUCAUUAACAUCAACACGUAUAAAAAGCUUUGAAGAUAAAAUAUUUCAUGGUUUACGAAAACUUAAAGUACUUCAAUUAAAUAAUAAUAAUUUAACAAGUUUAAGAUCAAAUUCAUUUGUUGAAUUAAAAUCUUUGCAAAGAUUAUACCUGCAAUCAAAUAAAAUUUCAUUAAUUCAUAAUGAAACAUUUGAUGGUCUUGAUAAACUUGAAGAGCUUGAUAUAAAUAAUAAUAAUUUAUCAUCAGUUGAAUCAGGUAUAUUUACUGGACUAAAUAGUCUCAAGUAUUUACGCUUAAGCUCAAAUAAAUUAAGCACACUUGAUUAUAAUCUAUUUGAAGAUUUAAAAAAUCUCAAAGAACUUGAUAUUAGCAAUAAUAAUUUAACACAUCUUGAUAAAGAUAUAUUUAUGAAUGUUGGUAAUUUAGAAAUUUUAAAUAUUGCUGCAAAUAGACUGACACAUCUUGACUUACAUAUUUUUAAUGGUUUAAUUAAUUUAUACAAACUUUAUUUAAACAACAAUGAAUUGAUUUAUUUUCAAGAUCAAUUUUUUAAAGAUCUACCAAGUUUACAAAUUUUAAAUUUAUCAACAAAUAAAUUAGUACAAUUGGGCAAUGAACAUUAUAGAAUGUCCAAGAAAAUUCAAAGACUUGAUAUUAGUAAUAAUAAUAUAACAUCAUUGGCUAAAAAUAUAUUUAAUGGUGUUUAUGAUUUGAUAACAUUAAAUAUAUCUUUUAAUCAUAUCGAAACAAUUAAACCAGGUACAUUUGAAAAUUUAACUAAGCUGUAUAAAUUUGACAUGAGUCAUAAUGGAUUUGUUGAUUUACCUUUAAAUAAUUUCCAUGGACUUGAUGGUUUAAGAUUUUUUUAUUUACAAUCAAACAAAAUUAAAUCAAUUGAUCAUGGAUAUUUUGAUAGUAUGACAGAGCUCAUGCAACUUGAUGUUAGCAAUAAUAGUUUAACAUAUCUUACAGAUAAUGUUUUUAAAAAUAAUAAAAAAUUAAUGUCCAUUAAAUUGAGCUAUAAUAAUAUCAAUGAAAUUCAUGAUGAUACAUUUGAAGGACUUGAUGGAUUACAUGAUUUAUAUUUAGAUAAUAAUGAUGAAAAUAUUUUUAAUUCAAAUGCUAUCAAAAAUCUCUCUCCACUUGUUAAUAAACAUUUUUAAUUUGUAAUUUUUUUUUUACAUAAGACUAUGUUAAAAUGUAUUUUUUGUAAAUUUACAUGUAAUCAUUAUUAACAAUUAAAUAAAAUAUUUUUUCUUAUAAAAUUUAUUAUUAAAAAAAAAACAUGAAAAAAAAAAAAUAAUAAAAUAAUUAUAUUUGUCAUAA
Messenger RNA from Aphidius gifuensis, 1907 nucleotides. Its product is annotated as insulin-like growth factor-binding protein complex acid labile subunit. Bases 191 to 1744 code for a protein of 517 amino acids. The transcript has 3 exons. The record is from RefSeq and is a predicted model, not a curated record. Gene Ontology annotation, molecular function: protein binding. NCBI's taxonomy places the organism in Eukaryota, Metazoa, Arthropoda, Insecta, Hymenoptera, Braconidae.